Sitodiplosis mosellana (orange wheat blossom midge) is the source of this 934-nucleotide messenger RNA. RefSeq lists its product as uncharacterized. The transcript is spliced from 3 exons. Gene Ontology annotation, biological process: cilium assembly. Gene Ontology annotation, cellular component: non-motile cilium; centriole. The record is from RefSeq and is a predicted model, not a curated record. Bases 127 to 756 code for a protein of 209 amino acids. NCBI's taxonomy places the organism in Eukaryota, Metazoa, Arthropoda, Insecta, Diptera, Cecidomyiidae.
UUGUUUAUGGUAAACCAAACAAACAGUUUGUUUUGAUCAUCGCUUUUAAAAUCAAAGUGUCACUCAACGAUUCCAAAAUAUUCCAAAAUAUCCAUAUUCCGUAUAUAAUUCUAUUCCCGCACUAAAAUGUCCAUAACGGUGGAGCCAGCGAAAAUUCUUCAGCUAAUAAACAGCAUGGGAUAUAAAAAUGUAUCAGCGACCGAACUAAAAGAGUUCACCAAGGAUGUAAAACGGUUGAUGAAAUACGAGCAACGACAGAAAGUUUCUAGCACUGGAAAUGUGCCAAGAGUCAGUCCACAAGUGAUACAACAUGCACCUGAGAAUGUGAUAAAUGUCACGAUAAUAAAGGAAGCCACCCCAAAGAAAAGCGAUCCAGCGCCUACUGUGCGUGUGUCAAAGUCCGUUGGAAAAAGUGAUGUCCCAUCCCAAACCGACAUACCCGAAAAAGAUAUCGAAGAGCCGGUCAAACAGAAAAAAAGGUUGUUGCGUUUGCCACGACAUGGCAGAACGAAAAAUCCAAAAGUCAUCUAUAAGAAGGGAAUUGGCUGCGGUGUGAAGAAUGGUGUCCUCAUUCGAAAUACACCAACCGAUUUGUAUCAGAAAUAUCAAGAUGAUUGGAUCAAAUUUAAAUCGUACAUUCCGGGCGAGAACAGCCGAAUGAAUGUACGCCGAAGAAUUCGAAAGAAAAUGCAACAGAAAGAGGAUGAUAAUGCAAAGGUUUAUGUCCAUUUUCCCGAUGAAACUGGAGACCAUUAGCCACUAUAAGUUACUUCUUCAAAUGACUUCUACGGAUGUAUCCAUGUGAACUAUAUUUCAUUGUCCCUUCCAUGCAAGGGAACAAUUCAUUGUCACUCCCAUUUCAUCAUCUAACUACUUCUGCCUCUUUAAUAAACAAUUCCAGUACAAACACAAGGAGAUUCUCUGUUAUGAAUUU